Messenger RNA from Dryobates pubescens (Downy woodpecker), 1767 nucleotides. RefSeq names its product interleukin 18 receptor accessory protein (gene IL18RAP). Gene Ontology annotation, molecular function: interleukin-18 receptor activity. The record is from RefSeq and is a predicted model, not a curated record. The coding region runs from base 1 to 1767 and encodes 588 amino acids. Gene Ontology annotation, biological process: interleukin-18-mediated signaling pathway. Lineage: Eukaryota; Metazoa; Chordata; Aves; Piciformes; Picidae. The transcript has 10 exons.
AUGAUUCUUAAAGAGAAUAUCUUAGAAUAUCAGCCAAAAUUGAUGAAGAAAGCCAUGCUCACUUUGUGCUGGAUCCUAACAUUUUUUGUCAGUGGAGCAGAAGCUAGAGAGACUAACUUGUUAGGAUGUUCCCGUGUUGAACCUCUGUGGUAUCGUGCAAUUAGUGAUGAAGAGUUUGUUUUACAGUGUGCUUUACCAGAUGGAUAUGCUUCACACAGUUACAACAGCUCACUUCCAAAACAGCACAAGGUGAAAUGGUUCUGGAGUCAAAAAGAUAAAGAACCACUGAAAGCUAUCAUGGAAAGCUCUAACCCUGUUCUCCAAGCGGAUGCACUUUUGUUUAAACCAAUAAAAGACAGGGCUUCUGGAGUGUAUGUCUGCAUGAUAUGGGAACAAAUCCCCUGUCUCAAAAUUGUUUUGGAGGUUCAAACAAAGGAGGUGGCAAAAUGUUCAGGUUAUGACACAAAUAUACUAUAUCUUCUUGCUGGCAAUGGAAAUUCAAUAACUUGCCCUGGGACAAAAUGCUACAACCAUAUAAAAAAGUCAGAUGUAAAAUGGUACAAGGAUGGUUAUCAGAUAAAACAGAUGAAAAGAAGACAAAGCCUAAAGCUUAGGCAUAAUGAAAUCUACUUGAAUCCAACAUAUGACAAAGAUGCUGGAAUGUAUGCGUGUGAUUACAUUCUAUAUGACAACGCUACCAAGUGGACAAUGAGAACAAUGGUCAAAGUGGAAGUCAUUGCAAAAAACACAAUCCAUCCACCAAACUUCUUGUAUCCCAAUGGUAUGGUGAUCCUCGAAGCAGAGCUUGGAAAGCCACUUGAAUUGGAAUGUCGUGUACAGUUUGGGUUUGAAAGAGUUUCUCCAAUGAGGGUAACAUGGAAGAGAAACAACAAAGAGAAUAUAAAUGAAAAUUUGAAUCAGGAAACAAGCAUUUAUCGAAAAGGUUUACAGGGACUCACACUUCUUCAUGUUGCAAAACUGAAAGCAGUUACUGAAAGGGAUCUCAGAAGCAACUUCACAUGUUUUGCUGAAAAUUUGGUGGGGAAUGCCACGGCUGUGAUCCAGCUGAAGAGAAAGCAGAGAGUGUUUCUUUUACACAUCCUAUGCAGUGUCAUUUCUACUCUAUUUGCACUCCUUUUGUGCACUGCCUUUAUUUACCAGUACUGGAUUGAAAUAGUGCUGGCAUACCGAAGUUAUCUGGUCCACAAUGAAACUAUAGGAGAUGGCAAAGAAUUUGAUGCAUUUGUGUCCUAUGCAAAACUAGGCUGUUCUGAAAAUGACUCUGCUCUAAGUAGUGAGGAAAAAUUUGCCCUGGAGGUUCUUCCAGACAUGCUGGAAAAUAAGUAUGGAUACAAGUUAUGCAUUCUUGAAAGAGAUGUUCUGCCAGGAGGAGUGUAUACAGAUGAAGUUGUUACAGCUAUUAAACAAAGCAGACGAGUAAUAAUUAUUUUGAGCCCAGCCUAUGUCAAUGGAUCAGGUAUCUUUGAACUGCAGGCAGCGGUGAACUGUGCAUUGGAAGACAAAAAGAUCAAACUGAUCUUAAUAAAGUUCCAGCCUUUCCAAGAGCCAGAGACUUUGCCUACAGAAGUGAAGAAAGCUCUUCGAAUUUUACCAGCAGUUACCUGGAAGUCUUCUAUUUCUGCUGCUCCAGAAAAGAAAUUCUGGAAACAUAUGCAUUACCAUAUGCCAGUGAAAAUGAGGAAGGUGACAGGAAACUGCAGCCUGAAGGGCUUCUGUCAAAGAUUAUUCAGCUUAGUGUAUCGAUAG